Conger conger (European conger) is the source of this 3463-nucleotide messenger RNA. It is a transcript of the gene brox, whose product is annotated as BRO1 domain and CAAX motif containing. The transcript is spliced from 13 exons. The coding region runs from base 169 to 1404 and encodes 411 amino acids. Lineage: Eukaryota; Metazoa; Chordata; Actinopteri; Anguilliformes; Congridae. The record is from RefSeq and is a predicted model, not a curated record.
GCGACGAAAACAGCAACUCCUAAUUAUAUAACUUGGCCUAUCAAACGUCAGAGCGAUGUUGUUGCAACAAUACAGGAAGAUCCGUUUUUCUAUUGUUUUUAUUUCCUGAAGUGAACGUCUUUGAAGUGCAAGCAAAGGUUCCAGAAGAAACCGUCCUGCCGUUCCACCAUGGCGCACUGGUUUCACCGAAACCCACUGAAGGCCACCGCGCCCGUCUCCUUCAACUUCUAUGGAGUGGCUGCGAGUCCGGCAGCAAACAAGAUCUGCAAUGACUUGAAGAUGACCAGAGCACGACUUCUGGAGAUGUUCACGGACCUGACGUGUACCCCCGAGAUAAUGAAGAACGCUACAGAUGCCUACUUCUCCCUCCUGCAAGGUUUCAUCGCAUCCCUGGACGGAACCACUCAGGAGAACAAGAUGCGGUUCUUUCAGAACUUCAAGUGGACCGACACCUUGCAGGGGAACACACCCAGUGCUCAGCAGGACGCAGUGUUUGAGCUGUGCUCCAUGGGCUUCAAUGUGGCCUUGUGGCACACCAAGUUCGCCUCCCGCCUCACCGGGAAAGAAAACAUAACAGAACCCGAGGCGAAAGAGGUCCACAAAAGCCUAAAAACUGCAGCCGGGAUUUUCAAACACCUGAAGGAUGCCUAUAUCCCGCGCCUCAUCACCCCGGCAGAGAAGGGCAGAGACCUGGAGACUCGAGUCAUCGACACCUUCAUCGUACAGUGCCAGGCCGAGGCCCAGGAGGUGACCAUCGCCCGGGCGAUUGAGCUGAAGCAUAAUGCCAGUCUGAUCGCGGCCCUGGCUUUCGAGACGGCAAACUUCUACCAGAAGGCCGACCACACCCUGAACACCCUGGAGCCGGACUACAGCGGCAAGUGGAGGAAAUAUCUGCAGCUGAAGCAGCACUUCUACAUGGCCUACGCGUACUGCUAUCAUGGACAGACUCUGCUGGCCAGCGACAAGUGUGGAGAGGCCAUCCGAUCCCUACAGGAGGCUGAGAAGUGUUACUCCAGAGCAGAGGCCCUGUGUAAGGAGUACAGACAGACGAAGGGCCCGGGCAGCACAGCCAAGCCCUCUGAGCAGGUCUUCUUCCUCAAGCUGGGCGGCCUGAUCAAGAACACCCUGGAGAAGUGCCAGAGGGAGAACGGCUUCAUUUAUUUCCACAAGGUUCCGGCUGAGGCCCCCCAGCUGGAGCUGAAGGCCAGCUAUGGCCUGGCUGAGCCAAUCGCCUUCGAGUUCCCCCCCCUCAGCGACCAGUGCACCCCCCAGACCUACUCCACCUUCGAUCUGACCAGGGGGUCCAAGGAUGACAAGGCCAAGCCGAAGCAGGAGGAGGAGGUGAAGCCAGUGAAGGAGCCAGAUCUGAAGCCGCAGAAGGAUACAGGCUGUGCCAUCUCCUAAACGCCCUGCGGAAACCCCCCUGCGGGAGACCCCCCCGCAUAAACCCCCCCCGCGGGAGACCCGCAACCCGCCUUCCGCAAAUAUCUCACACUCAUGUGGUUUUGAUUUUUUAAACUUAAUAUAAGCCUUCAUUUUUUUUCACCAUAGAUUUGAAACACAAAAAAGAAAAUCCAAAGUGUAGAUUGAAGAGAUGUGUAAGAUGUGGUUGUGGCUCUGUUCUUGCAGUGGAGUCACAUGUCUGGGUUUAUGGGUAGAACCACAGUAACAGGGUUUGGGAUGCGUCCACUGGACCGGGGGCUACAGCACGGGAUCAUCCCCAUAGGACGGGAUCAUCCCCAUAGGACGGGAUCAUCCCCAUAGGACGGGAUCAUCUCAGACGCACAGUUAAUGCAAGUCCGUUUGGCAAUCAGUAAAGCUUAGAGUUGAGAGAAAAUGAUCCCACUAACUUGAUUAUAUGUUUAUUUUUUUUAAAGAUGCAGAGGAACAUAGGUGUUUCAUUCUUUUCUCUUUAGAUUAUGAUAAUCUUGGCCAUUUAUAUAUUUUGUUUCAUACAUAACUAAUUACGGUUUUGAGUUUCUUCAUAAUCUUGGUAUACUUUUCUGGAAGAUUUUUUAGUUGAUUUUUCAACAAUUAAUUUAGAAAGGCUCCUGUAUUUGAGCCAUUUUUUUCAUUGUAGAAUUGUUUAUUUAUUAUUCUUAUACAAACAUUUGAUUUUAUAUUAUUGUGUAACCAUUUAUGACCAGCUGCAGUGCCCCAUAAUUAAUACUCAAACUGUGUGACGGACUUUCUGUGAGCAACACUCACUCUGCCCGUGUUUUUAUUGUAAGUCAUUGUGAAACUGAAAUGCUGCCCCCCUCCCCCCUUGGCUGUAUGAUAUUCAUAUGUUUACGUUUCAUGCUGUGGGUUUCUGGGGAACAUACUUUGCUGAAAUAUUUCUUCUCCACAAGUGGAAAUCUUAUCCUCAGUCUGAGAGCCGAGUCCGGGAGAUUGUGUUAUGGUGGGAAAGCCUGUCGGUUUGGAGGGCAGGGAUUGGUUGCUGAGACUAAACGUGUCACAGGCAUCGACAAUGGGAGUGGUCCUGGGUGUAGCCACAAUAAGAUCCGCACAGCCGUUGGGCCCUUGAGCAAGGCCCUUAACCCUGCACUGCUCCAGGGGAGGAUUGUCUCCUGCUUAGUCUAAUCAACUGUACGUCGCUCUGGAUAAGAGCCAAUAAUGUAAUGUAAUGUAAUGUCCUGGGAGAACAUUAUGGGUGGAGUCACGUGUUAUAGGUUGCUUCAGACCAUGUGCUUUGUGAUGUCACACCCAUUCCUGAAAAUGAUCCAAUUGGAGCACACUAAAAUUGCACAGUAAAAGUAUACUGUGAUAUACAAUCUGACGUCCAGACCCACAGCCAGGCAGUCCCCCACACGAUGGUGUGACAGGGCAGUUUAUUACAGAUCUACACCUUUAAAUCCAGAUGAUUCAUACAGUACAUUGUCAUAACCGUAGGUUUUGAGCGCCAUGGUCAUUCAGAAGGAUCUCUGUACACACUCUUUUUGUUUUGAAAUAUGAAGUCAUCGAUGCCCUUUGGUGAUGUGUUUUAAAAGCGUUCAGCGUUGAGUCCAUUUUUGGACUGAAAUUGAAGUCGCAUCCUGAACAAUGCCUUACCCAGCCCCUUUACAGUGUUAAAUGAUAGUACUUCUGUGUAACAAGAUAAAUAAACAUUUAUAGUAGCCAUUCUAAUUUGAAAAAGUAUAUAUGUGUAGAAAUAAUAGUUAGUAUUAAUCUACUCAAGAGUUUUAUCUUGGGAGACAUGGAUUUGCUUGUCUCAAGAGUUCAGAUUGUAUUACAUUACCCAAAAUCGUGCCCCUGGCAAUAUUUAAAAACUGUCUGGUAAUUAAUAAAAUGACCCUAAGAAUGUCUAGGCAACACUUUUUAGACCAACUGGGUGGUUCCCAGUCAACUUUGUCCAAUAAAACCUGUUCUUACUUUUUUCCCCCCAUUACUACCAACUAAAUAUGAAUAUCGUAUGCUGUAUUACAAUGCUGUAUACAUAAAUAAAACAUUAUGCAUCAUAAAA